Messenger RNA from Centruroides sculpturatus (bark scorpion), 1768 nucleotides. RefSeq lists its product as uncharacterized. The transcript has a single exon. The coding region runs from base 818 to 1417 and encodes 199 amino acids. The record is from RefSeq and is a predicted model, not a curated record. NCBI's taxonomy places the organism in Eukaryota, Metazoa, Arthropoda, Arachnida, Scorpiones, Buthidae.
CAUUCGAAGCACCAUUGCUUCAGCUUGUCGUCGUCGUCGCGGAACACCACGUUGGACGGCGGACGAGUGGCAUCACGUGAUCCAGCUUGGGCAUCACUCCGCCACGUGACAUCUCUGACGUAUUUCCGGACAACUUAUUCUUCUCGCGGAAGAAUUCGUUCUCGAAUUAAGAUUUGACAACGACGAUUUAUUUUUCAGUACAUCAACAAUCUUUUGGACAAUUUCACAUCUUCCACCUAAGCAAAGCUUAUAUUUAAAUUUUAAUAAAAAUGAACAUCAACAGAUUUUGAGUGAAGAUAAACUAAAAGCAGUGUGUGAAUUCUUUAUAACUCCCGCAAUUUUUGUCCAAUCCAGACGAAAUUUUGCUUAUAUUCGUUUUAUUUCUGACGGAAAGUACUGUAUACGCUAUUAAUUUUGCGGAAAUAUUUGCAAUGGAAUAAACGUUUCAUCGAUUUCGGAUCGGCGAUCGCACUCACGUUGAGGUGACGUCAUUUAGUUCGUGCUCGACCAGGGAAUUUCCCUUAAGUUUCAUUUUUAAAUAUUUUGGCAAAUGGCGUAUUUUAAACUUAUUUCAUUCGAUUUAACAUUUAUACGUUAAAAAAAGAUAGCCUCAUCGUGUCACUUCUAUAACAAAUUUUUUUUUUAUAUUUCCAUAGUGACCACGUGACUUUCUAUUAUCCAAUUGGAAGUAAGGAUCUCACGAGCCGGUUGUUUAGAAAAUGUCGCUCGUGACAUACGCACAAUUCAACUUUGUCUUAUUAACUUUGAAUUAAUUAAAAAGACUUGCUGUUUUGCCAAAAAAAAAAAAAAGAAAAAAAUGCCUAGGGGAAAGCCCAGGAGUAGAAUUGGCCAAGUAAAUUCUAGAGCUAAAAGAUUUAGAGCAACUGAGACCCCUGAAGACCGUGAAAUUCGACUCAAGCAACAUCGAAUAAGAAUGGCUUUGUCAAGGGCUGCAGAAUCAGAAUUGCAACAUCAAGCUCGACUGGAGGAAAACAGAUUGAGAAUGGCCUCAUUAAGGGCUACGGAGACGGCAUCACGACGUAAAGCUCGACGCGAGAGAAACAGAUCGAGAGCGGCUUUGUCUGAGGCUGCGGAAACGACGUCGGAACGUCAAGCUCGACCGGAGCAAAAUGGAUCGAGAGCGGCUUCGUCCGGGGCUGCGGAAACAAUGUUGCAGCAUCCGGCUCAACUCAAAGUGGACCAGACGAGACCCAUUCAAAGAGGAAUAGUUUCUUUAGACCAGCAGAUUGUACUAAUAGGAGAAGGGGCAGUUCAGGUUAAGGAAGAAAAUGUGUUGGAAUAUGACUGUAGUUCGUCGAAUGUUAAGUGUCACUUUUGUAAUGCACUACAUUUCGCACAAGAUGGUGAAUUUAAUUCUUGCUGUCUCGAAGGAAAAAUUAAAUCGGAAAGGUCCUGAAAUGCAUGUGGAAAAAUAUUGGAAUAAAAUAUAAUGCACGUAUCGAUGUGGAAGUAUGUACGUUGCGAGCUGUUGAGUAUACAUACGAAUAUAUAAAUGAGAGGUGACUGCUAAUUUAAUAGUUGUAUCUGGUGAUAAACAACAAACCGUAUGUGAUGUAGAUGAAAUUCCAAAUUUUGUUAACAGAUGUUACGUAAGUGCAAGUGAAGCUAUGUGUGAAUGUUAGAGUUUCCAAUGUGUGAUAGAUCGUGUGCUGUAAUAAGAUUGCCGGAUCAUUUGCCUGAUAAUCAAUCUGUUUAUUUUAAAGGAGGACAAGAAGCAGAAACACUGGAAGCAGCACAAAAUAAAUAA